This is a messenger RNA of Cylas formicarius (sweet potato weevil), 2869 nucleotides long. RefSeq names its product cellular tumor antigen p53. The transcript has 9 exons. Gene Ontology annotation, molecular function: DNA-binding transcription factor activity, RNA polymerase II-specific; RNA polymerase II cis-regulatory region sequence-specific DNA binding. Gene Ontology annotation, biological process: apoptotic process; regulation of transcription by RNA polymerase II. NCBI's taxonomy places the organism in Eukaryota, Metazoa, Arthropoda, Insecta, Coleoptera, Brentidae. The record is from RefSeq and is a predicted model, not a curated record. Gene Ontology annotation, cellular component: nucleus. Bases 271 to 1401 code for a protein of 376 amino acids.
AUAUACAUAAAAUAUUCAUAUCGGUUCACAGAAAUAAAAAAAAUAUGAAAACAAUUGGCAACUAUGCUGUCAAAAGGCAUUUUUUCAGCGCGGCGGUGGUGUUUAACAAGUGCAAGGUGGUUAAAAAAUGGUUUGAAUAGUUUAAAUAUUUCCGUACCUGUUGCUUUUUCGGAGGAAGCAACCCGGACUUGCUAAUUAACUGAUUAUUACAACAAACUGAUUGUUGUCAACAAUAGACCGGCAAUUAACUAUCCAAAUUUUCAAAGGACAAUGAGCAGAUCUCAAGAGUUUGGUUCAUUUCCUCUCUCAGAGAUUCUGACCGAAUCUGAGCAUCAAGAGCUAUUAGACCAGGUCCCCAUCAAUUCAGAGGAGAUGCAUGCUAUUCUUGAACAACAAUCUUUUAUGCUAGACGAUGAAACAACAGCUUAUCUUGUUGAGGAUUACAAACAAGAUUUUAGUAAUAUUCAAGCACCAAUUGCUCAAAAGCAAUUCCCUCAGACUGAAAUUAUUGCUCAAAAUAAUAGUAAUGUUUUAUCUAAUGAAGAGUACAGUGGCCCUUACGAAUUUGAGGUAACUGUGAUUCCAAAUCACAAAUCUAAAAACCCAUGGGUGUACUCGCCUGUACUAAAUAAAGUAUUUAUGGACAUGGGCCAUCAGUUUCCAGUUGAUUUUAAAAUUAAAGAUCGACCAACCAAUGAAGUUUUAUAUAUUAGAAUAACACCCCAGUAUAGUUUACCUCAGCAUGCUCAGGAAACUGUUCAUCGAUGUAUUAUGCAUGAUCACCCAAUGGACCCUACAAAUAAGGGAAUACCUGAUCAUGUCAGAUCUCAUGUUAUCCGAUGUCUCAACAGCGAAUGUCAAUAUUUGGGAAACAAAGACUACAGUGAAAGGCUAAGUCUAGUAUUUCCAUUUUCACAACCUCAGAUUGGAUCAGAAAGUGUUAGGGAAAUGUUUCAAUUUGUAUGCAAAAGUUCAUGCGCUAGUCCUGGAAUGAAUCGGCGAGCGAUAGAAGUUAUUUUUACUCUUGAGAGUGAAUCUGGAAAAGUGGUUGGCCGAAAAUGUUUAAAUGUUAGAAUUUGUGCUUGCCCCAAAAGGGAUAAGGAAAAAGAAGAAAAAGAGCAUCAUAAAGAUAAGUAUGGCGGUUUACCGAAAGGCAAAAAAAGGAAACUUGACGGCAAUACUUCCUCCGGUAAAAUUAUUAUGAAUCCAGAGAAAGAGUUUAAGGAAUAUUCUGUGAAUCUCAAAAUAGUGGGAAAGCAAAAUUUGUUAAAAAUAUUAAAUUAUGCCGAGGAUUUAUUGGAGGCGCAGUGUUACCGCAAUCAGAAUAAUGGCUCGGGUGGAGAUUUGCCAUUCAAGAAAAAUUUGCUAGAUAUCCAGUCCCUAAAACAAAAUUUGAACUAGACCCAGUAACGUUUUUCUGAUUCCAGCUUAUUUUAGAAUUUAGGAAAAAUAUACUAUUUUUAUAUGUAUUUUGGAUAUAUAUUUUUUGGAUCAUGCAUUUAUGUUGUUAAACUAGGACAUGUAGUUUAAGUGAAGUAGAAAUAUUAUUACAAAAACAUUUAACUAUAGGGGAGAUAUGUAAUGUUUGUUGUAAGCAGGAAGGAUCACGUUGGUAAACUAUUUGUACCAUGCCAGAUUUAUUUGUUAAUUUCCUUAAAGCAUUAUGUAGUUAUUCCAUGAAAAACAUUUAAAUAUAAAAAGCAAGUUAUAGUUUCCAAAUCAUGCUACUAACAGGUGUCUAGUUGUUUGAAGUUUCAUUCGCAUUAAUAUUUGUUUAUUUAUUUAUAAGUACAUAGUAGUUUGUUGUAGUUGUAGUUAGUUAAGCUAGGAAAGUUAACUUUUUCUAAAAGUUGAUACGCAAUUUGCAUACAGAAAUUUUGUUGAAUGGAUUGCUGAAUUUCCCCUAUUGUUUAAUGCCUUUGAAAUAAUUAUUCCAAUGAAAAUAUUUGAACUAUUCAACCCAAAUUUUUAUCAUAAAUUUAUAUAAAAUUGAUGUGAGGGAAUAGUUUUAGGCAUAUUCAUUAGUUACUGAAAGCCGUGGAUCUCCAAGAAUUUCUUUUCAUGUAUGUGAUUUUUGACCUUUGUCUCUAACAAAUUUUCGGUGUUAAAGUUUCUCAAAAAUUAAUCAUUUUAUUUAUUUUCAAAGAUAUUUGAAAUAAAAAGGAUCUGCAAUUGCUCUAAAUUACUAACAAAUGUGUCUGAAAGUUUCCCCACAAAGUUAUUACCAGUUUUGGAUCCUCCAUCUAUACAACCACAAUUUUUUGUUGGUGUAUCUGUGAUGAUUAGUAUAAAAUUAAAAAACUAUUUUUGCGCUAUGCAGUCUUCCCAGUUUUUUGUACAAUAGUAUUUUCCUAUUGCGUUUUUAACAUGCAUAGUAUAAGAUUCAAGUGCCUUGUUUCUUUUGAUUUCUUGAGCAUCAAUUUUAUUUGUUUUUAUUUGAUAUAGUUUUUUAGGAUUAAGGUAUCAGUUGCUUCCCAAUUUGUGCAAUACUCCAAAUUCUUUUAGAGUGAAAAUGGAAACUGCACUUUUUUUUUAAUCGGCCUAUUUGAAAAAAUCAUUAUUGUUUUUAUGGUUUUUAUAUCGCGUAUUAUGUUUAUUAUGUAAGCAGCCUUUAUUUUCAAUGUUAAAAUUGGUGCCAUAUCACGCAUUUUAUUAGUAUACUAAGUAGUUUUAGAUAAUGAAUGUUAGGAUGACAAUUGUGACCGCUUUGAUGCGCAAUGUGGCAAUAUACAUUGUUUUUUAUUUUUAUAUGUCAUUAUAAUCUAAUUUUUUAUAUUGUCUACUUAUUUUCUAAUACAACAAUGAAAAAUUAAAUAGUUGUGUAAUCAUGCCUGGAAGAUGGUGGUACAUAUAUGUGAAUUUCAAAAGU